AUGGGUUUGCCUUCUUCUUCAACGCCAUACCUUCUAUUGAUCUUCUUAUGUCUUCUUAAUGUCUCCACCAUUAACUCAUCGAAGCCAUCAACAGAAGAGGCUGUGUUUUUUGGCGGGAAAAUUCCAGCUUUGUAUGUUAUUGGAGAUUCAUUGGUUGAUUCAGGAAACAAUAAUUAUCUUGCAACGAAGAUCAAAGCGAAUUUUUUACCCUAUGGUUCUGACUUUGAAGGAGGCAAACCCACCGGCCGUUUUAGCAACGGGAAAACAAUUGCUGAUUACAUUGCUAUCAAUUAUGGACUUCCUUUGGUUCCUGCAUAUAUGGGAUUAUCCGAAGAACAAAAGAACAAUAUUUCAACCGGUAUUAACUACGCGUCUGCAAGCUGUGGGGUUUUUAUUGGCACAGGAAAGCUAUUGGGAAAAUGUCUCUCGAUGUGUGUCCAAAUCGAUCUAUUGAGUGAGACCAUCGAAAAUAAUCUAAAGAAGAAGUUCAAGACGGAGUCAGCGCUCAGUAAACACCUGGCUGAAUCACUGUUCAUGACCGCAAUUGGAAUUAACGAUUACGUUUUCUUCUAUAACAAACUACUUGAUGCAAAUGCGUUCGCGAACACGCUUCUUCAUGAGUUCUUGAUUCAAAUUCAGAGAUUGUAUGAUUUAGGAGCAAGGAAGUUCUUCAUCAACAACCUUAAACCGCUAGGAUGUUACCCAAACAUAAUAGCUAAUAUCAUCAUACCAGGUGGAGGCUGCAACGAUAAAUUAAACCGUGCGGUUGCCAUUUACAACGACAAGCUUAGGAACAGCCUGCCUUUUAUGAAGCAAAAAUUCCCCGACAGUUCCUUCUUAUACUCCGAUUACUUUAACUUCAUGUUGGGGCUUCGAGCCAGUUCGAGUAAAAUGAACACGACAAGCCCGUGUUGUCCUAGUGUCUACGAUGGGGGUAAAACCACGAGUUGCACGCCAGGUUCGGGAUCGUGUAAGGUACCACAAACGCAUAUUUUCUUUGAUCCGUUUCAUCCGACUCAAUGGGCGAAUCAAAUGUACUCGGUUGGGUGUUUCAAAGAGAAAAAAGUUUGUCAAGUGGUGUAA
Molecule: messenger RNA, 1083 nt
Organism: Microthlaspi erraticum
Lineage: Eukaryota; Viridiplantae; Streptophyta; Magnoliopsida; Brassicales; Brassicaceae
Source: the annotation of a GenBank genome assembly